Hypoxylon fragiforme is the source of this 2090-nucleotide messenger RNA. RefSeq lists its product as uncharacterized. Bases 631 to 1935 code for a protein of 434 amino acids. The record is from RefSeq and is a predicted model, not a curated record. Lineage: Eukaryota; Fungi; Ascomycota; Sordariomycetes; Xylariales; Hypoxylaceae. The transcript is spliced from 3 exons.
AUUAGGUAUGUAAGAGAGAAAGAGCGUCAGGGUCUCGACUUCACUUUGGAACAUCAAAUGGUUUAUUAAACUUCUAGAAUUUGAUGGUAACUCUUGAAGUCCUGUACCUAGUACCUUGUACAUACUACUAGUAGUGCUUGCAUCAAUAGCAGUACUAUCUGCGGUUACUUACAUCCAAAUAACUAAUCGAUAUUAGAGGUAUAAAAGGUAUACAAUACAUAGUGCAUAAACCGUUUUGUUCUUCCAACGCCUAAAAGUAAAAAGGCUGUGUUUUUCGCCUCGUCGUCUUUACACCACAUGCAACAACCAGAUUCAAUGCUAUUUAUCUACAUACAACUUGUACUAGAUAUUAACUCCUAAAUCACCCGACGAACAAAAAGCCUCGAAAAGACAAGAACAUGUGCAUAAUUCCGUCCCUAAUGGUACUACAGGCAUGAUAGAACGACGCGACGCUACAAGAUAAAGAAAAUCCAAUAAACCGCCUACCGAAAAAAAGAAAAAUAGCAUCUCCAGACCUCCGUCCCUCUCUCUUCGACGACAGCUCAGUAUUCGAAAAACAAAAGUAAUCCUGCUACAUUUCAUCCCUUCUCGGCCGCCGACUCCAGGCGCGCCUCGAAUCGCUCGCUCAUCAUGUUGCGAUCGUUGCGAUUGUUGCGAUCGCGACCAAACAUAUUAUCCCUUGGCACCAAAGUCUAUGGGUCAAAUCCGCCACCCUCCCAAAUUAUUCAUGUCCAGAAGGUCAAGUUUCGGAAGAGGUGGUUUAAGCCAAAUAAUUUUAUCAUAGCCGCCUGCGUCUAUUACUUCUGUUUCCAAGUCUACAAGACAUCCGUCGUCGAUACGCUUACGCACUGGGCCGAUGAACAAGUUAAGGAACUAUCCGAUGAGGAACGCGAAGAAAUGGAGGAGGAAAUACUCGAACCUUUAUUCAUCCCCUUCCCUUUUACCACCAGACUGGUCGAAUCCGCACCCUACAGAAGCACCGAUCCCGAAUGGAAGGCCUUUAUUACUGUCAACAAGAACCCAGCACUUGUGAAGAGUAUCCAGUCCGGCCUGGCCGUACUGACCUGUAAGAUAGCCAGUUCGAACUCUGCGCUUGUGCAGAAAUGCGGCAAUGAUAUGCAACUGGGUCGAUGGUGGCUAGAUAUACAUUAUCCUUACAGGCCGCCACCGGUAUUCAUCCGAAAAGGGCUAUUGAUAGACGACGAUGGAAUUUCCAUCGCUGAGGACCCUAUCGAGCCCGUUGUAGCUUUAUGGAUACAGAGAGCUCUCUGGCCGUCUACCUUGACGCUUUCGUUGUAUAGUUUCUCGGAGGCGUUAGUAAAACAAAAUGCUUCCAAUUUUGCGAAGCUAUUUGGCCUUGACGCAAAUCCCACCCCGACCCCUCCUCUACAGCAGACUAUAGAAAAGAUCCACCAGCAAUUCAAAAAGUCUGCGCCCAAAUCCAACUCCAAAGAACAUAGUGCUUUGCCAUCUACAAGCACACAGGCUGCCAAUGGUUCCUCGCCCGAGUCGGCCUCCCCCAUUGAGAAGAGAUCCACCGAAUCAUCACCCGCCCCUGGGUCCACGACAGCCUCUCCCGGAUCAGGUGUGAGUCCUCUCCCGAUUAUUCCGAGCGAUACCGACUCAGACAAGCCGAAAACCCUGAUGGACAGUAGCGUCCUCAAGUUCACACAAGAACACACCAGUGGGCCUUGGGAAGCAUUCAAGCAAAAGUUUGCACAAACGUGGCGACCUAUUCGUGAAUUACCCCCGCGUGGUGCGAUAUACGUCAGUGGUCUAGUGGAAAUAACCACGGCACGUGCCUUUAUCACUGUCGAUGUUGCCGCGUGGUGGGACCCCCAAACAGAAAAUUUCGAUUUAAAAACAGCGGCUUUUCACCUAAAGUCUCUACGUAUGAAGACGCAAAAGCCUCAUAGGGGAAAAGCCGAUGAGUGAGAUCGAGAUAAGACGGACCACAUCCCCGGAAGUAUCAUCACGAACGAUAACGACACAAGCAUGCAAGAAUUGUACUGGCGUUUAGGGUCUAGGGAGGGAAGGCGAAAGGAGGAUAGGGUAUAGGUACAAGACAGGAGCUCCACAUGCAUACAUAG